Molecule: messenger RNA, 2816 nt
Organism: Dermacentor silvarum
Lineage: Eukaryota; Metazoa; Arthropoda; Arachnida; Ixodida; Ixodidae
Product: glutathione S-transferase omega-1
Exons: 5
Coding region: 196-912 (238 amino acids)
Biological process (GO): glutathione metabolic process
Cellular component (GO): cytoplasm
Molecular function (GO): glutathione transferase activity; glutathione dehydrogenase (ascorbate) activity
Source: RefSeq, a predicted model, not a curated record
CGUCUGUCUGCUGGCUCGCUGCCAUACGCAUAGUGUUGCUCAGCUGCAUUCCGUUACCUACUUUUAUAGAUUCUCAUCUGGUGCACCAGCUGGAACGUUACGUACUUACAUUUCAUUCAACAGCUGUUGACGACUAGUCGUUCUUACUUUACGGUCAAACUGAAGUGGCUGCACGGCAUAUUCAGUACCGCCAGCAUGUCUCUGAAAGCUUAUAAAGCAGGCAUGCCAUGCCCCCCUCUAGUACCGGGAAAGCUCCGCAUCUACAGCAUGCGCUUCUGCCCAUUCUGUCACAGGGCCCUCCUCGUGAUUCAUGCGAAGAAUAUCGACCAUGAAGUUGUUAAUAUCAACCUCAAGGACAAGCCUGAAUGGCAUUUCAAGUUAAAUCCUGCCGGCAAGGUUCCAAUACUCCAGCAAGAUGACAAGUUAAUCUGUGAAUCGCUGAUUGUGUCCGAGUAUUUGGACGAUGCCUAUGGAAAGGCAAAGCUUCUGCCAGCUGACCCCUAUCUGAAAGCGAGGGAGAAGAUGUUUAUUGAAAUUGGCUCUGCGGCUUUGAUGCCAGUGCUGAAGAUACACCACAACAAGGACAACAGAGUUGAGCUGUGGAAAGAGUUCAAGGAAAAGGUACGCGCUUAUGAAGAGGAACUGUCUGCCAGAAAGACUCUCUACAUUUCUGGUGACAAACCUGGCUUUGCGGACUACAUGGUUUGGCCUUUCUUCCCUCGAGUGCAAGCAUUCGCAACCAUCUUUCCUGAGCUGAAGCCUCCAACGGCUGAAGAGUUCCCUUGUCUUCAUAAGUGGAUCGAAGCUAUGAAGAAAGACAAGGCAGUUGCGGCCACUUUGAACGAACAGCACCUGCUGGAGCAUACCAAGAGUGUGCUUGACAAUAAUGUAAAUUAUGAUGUAGGCCUGUGAUUACACAAGUGACUAAGUAUGGUGAUGUUAACGGUAUAGGGUACCACCUCGCCAUAUAAUGGCACUUUUCUUGCUAUUUAUGCUAUUAUGUUUUUUAUGCUGUUAUGUUAUUUAUUCUUUUACAGGAUGUCUCAGCUAUCAUGCGCAGUUUUACAGGAACAUGGAUCAUUCUAUAAGAAUAAAACCAAGUGUGUGUUAUUUAGAGCCUUGUUGAGAGACCGCCAGUGAUAUCUUUAUCGACAACAUUUAAUAAUUCAUUAAAAGUAACGAUUUGACUUUUUAAUUCUUGUUCUAAUUGUCAAGAUCUCAAUUAGGGGGUUGUAGAUAAUCAUAGCACACCACACGUUGAAUUAAGGUGUAUCCAACAAGGUGCACAUCUCAUUUUUACUUUUAGCAGCAAAUAAAGCAAGCCCGAUAAAUAUGAAAUAUACCAUGUGACAGUGAACCUGUGCACAUGGAAUAGCAGUGCUAUCAGUCACUGUGGGAUAGCAAGCUUUUCAACUCGGGCUCGCUGCUCAAGGCAGCGCAUUUCCUUUAUCUUGAUAUGCAGUAAUUACAAGGAAUUGUUUGCGUGUUGUGGAACGAACAUGUGUGCUGUUAUUGCUGCUGCUCGGCCCAGUAACAGAUGAACAGCUCGCUUUGCCACUGAGACUGUUUGAUGGCGCUGCUGUUCUGUACAUAUGGGUGCAUGGUCACACGCUAUCUUUCAUAUUUCAUGGGCUUUUCUUGCUUGCCGGAAAAAAGUAAACAUGCAACGUGACUUUCCUAGAAAAAUCUCACCUUGACUUCCCUUAUGACUCUCUACAACCGCCUAAUAAGACAUCUCGAAAGUUAGAAUGACUAUUAAAAAGUUAGAUAAUUACUUUUAAUUAAAUAAUUGGAUGUCAGGGGCUAGAACAUUACUUGUAGUUUCUCAAUGAGACUCUAUAUAACGUGCACUUGGUCUUAAUCACGUAGAAUGAUCCCUGUUUUUAAAAACUUGAUUCAUUAUAGCUGGGACGCACUGUAUACACUAAGGGUUAUGGCUAGCAUAGUCAAAGUAUGCAUCUUUGGUGUUCUUAACAUGCUUAUAUCUUCGCUUCCAUUUUUGUGUGCGCAUGGAUCAAGUAAAGCUUUUGUUCUGCGUAUGGCUCUUGUACGGCAUAGAUGCCUGUAUUUCGCACGAACCACCAGCUGUGGCUAUGUAUAGAGGCUAUUUUUAUAACCUGUUCGGCCGGCACCCAUGGCAUGUCAAAUUUGUGGUUUCUCACCACUGAUGCUUAGCUAAACUUUUUGCCAAGAAGAAUGAGUAUUUCAAGGAAGCUUUAUUGCUUCUCCUGUAGGUCCAUUUAUGGCCAGGAACAAACAUUUUACAUAAAUAAUUCUGUUCGUUUGUCCUGGUUGAAUUAGGCACAGUGACUACCACAAUUGUUUCAUGUUGAUGUUUGAGAGGUGGUGAGCUACAGGAGAAUGUUGCUUCUAUAUGAGGCCUUUUCAUGAGGCCGUUUCAGAAGCCAUGGUUGCUGCCACUCUUGCUCUUUUAUUACUGAACUUGCUAUGAUAUGUGGAGCACUUGACCAUGAGAACUUGAAGUUGAAACUGCUUAGUAAAGAAGUAUUGCUAAACCCUUAUUAAGGUUAAGGUUAUGAAGGUUAAGACCUUCAACAUCAUGUACUAUGAUUAGUAAAGACAUCUUUAGUAUAAGCAAAAAAAAUUGAAAUUUUUGUCCAUCUAAUCUGUUCUCCCUAAAAUGUCAUUGUUGUACUGUAACUAUAGCAACCAUAGCAACCGCUGUCUUCCGAAAAUUGUUGCAUGCUAUGUGACAAGGCAGUUAGCAUUAUCCCUACAAUGUGCUGUGGCAUUCGAAGCUGUAUGUUUUAUAGCCCUGUAGUGCAUGUUCAAGUAAAUAAACUAUUUGUCAAAAA